Cottoperca gobio is the source of this 4746-nucleotide messenger RNA. RefSeq names its product neuroligin-2-like. NCBI's taxonomy places the organism in Eukaryota, Metazoa, Chordata, Actinopteri, Perciformes, Bovichtidae. Gene Ontology annotation, cellular component: membrane. The transcript is spliced from 10 exons. The record is from RefSeq and is a predicted model, not a curated record. Bases 1412 to 3919 code for a protein of 835 amino acids. Gene Ontology annotation, molecular function: neurexin family protein binding.
AUGGAGACCAACCUUACGACACCCUCUACGGAUUAAUCCCUAUUUUCACCAUUGAGUGAACUUGAGCUCGUGCUGUCACCGCUACAGAAACGGAGGUAAACGCGACACAGUUUUUAGUUGAAAAGCGACCAUAUUGAGGUCAGAGGAAAGCGUUGCCAAGGCGACCAGCUUGCUAGGGAGGACACUGCGGCGCGCGUCAUAGGCCUACGCCGGGAACGAGCGUGCGAGCGCACGUGCGCGCGCGCGCCAGUUAGCUGAGGCGGUCACGGCAUCCACACAGCAGCAGCAGCGGCAGCAGAGGCAGCAUCUUCACACACAAGAUUACCGGAAGACCCCGCAGUCUGUGCCCGCCGUUACCGAGACGAGCUUGAAGCAAGCCGAGGCUUGCACCGUGAUUUGAACUGGUGCUCGGCGGUGUCGGAAGUCUCCUUGAGGGGAUUUAUUGAGGAUUUAUCGACGACGUCCCAGAAAAACGCUCAAAAACACUGAGUAGCAGCAACCAUUGGUCGGCACAGGUGACACUUCUCGGCUGUGUAAAUCUCCCCAAAGCCCGCAGACACGAGUUAUUGUGGGUUAUUUUUUUGUCGUAUUAAGGCCUCGAUAAAAACAGACAUUCUUCCUGAAGCAAACCGGACUGUCAGCCGAGAAAUUAAUUAAUAUAUUGCCGUGCUGGAGAAGACGGGGACUGAUCCGAGCCAGCCCUGCUCGGAUGGGGAAUCAUACUAUCCUGCUGUAUGUGGUUGUAAUGCAGUAGAGCAGCUUUGUUUUUGGGAUUCAGUCUUUACUGUCAUUGUCUCCAGUCAUGAAGUCCCACCUGCCGGCCCGGUUGGAUUGAACGAAACGAGCACUUUUGUUUUUGCUCGCUUGACAUUUACCGCUGCUGGAGAAAGGUUUAGUGAAGAGGACAAGGAGGAGAAGGAGAAAUCUCAGGAAAAAACCCAUCAGUGGGAAUCUGGCACUCCACCAGCCCCCGUGGAUCACAAAUUAACAGAAAUUCGUGGCUGUAAGAGACAUCAAUCACAUGAUCUGGAUAAUGGAAGACCAAUAGGGAUGGAACGCAACAGAACCAUGGCUGGGGAAGCGUUUCGGAUCCUUGUUGCUCAGAAACAACACUGACCUGGCACCCACACCGAGGUCCGGCCUCCUUCUCCAGCACCCCAAGGACCCUUCUCCCCCCCAGCAACUGCUUUGCCUUCCAUCACACCUUCACUCAGCGCUCCUGGUCUUGAUCAAACCUCCAAAAAAAAGCUCUUUUUAGUCUUUCAGGGUCUGCCUGCUUUUGUUUUUAAUCCCCUUCUUAUGCUUUACCUUCCAGACUGUUGGUUAUAAUCCAUAUUCUUUCUUAAAAAAAAAAGACUGAAGUACUCCAAAACAGACUACAAGCAGGUGGCUGAACAGUACAAAUCCAGUCAUGCACCCCCUUCCACUCGCAUUAAGUAAACAAAGGCGGCGGGGUUUGUUGUCCAGGACGCAACCCCUUAGUCUCAUGACAGACUGGUGCCUAAUGGGUGUGCUCGGCCUCAUCCUGCUCUUCAGCCUGGCUUCGAGCCAGAAGGUAGACCCUUCAAAAAACCCCAUAGUCACCACCAACUACGGCAAAAUCAGAGGCAUCAAGAAGGACUUGAACAAUGAGAUCCUGGGCCCGGUAGAGCAGUACCUGGGCGUCCCCUACGCCACGGCGCCCAUCGGCGACCGCCGCUUCCAGCCGCCCGAGGCCCCGGGGUCCUGGCAGGAGAUCCGCAACGCCACCCAGUUUGCCCCCGUGUGCCCUCAGAACGUUCACGGCGUGCUUCCUGAGAUUAUGCUUCCCGUGUGGUUCACAGACAACCUGGACGUGGCGGCGGGUUACAUCCAGAACCAGAGCGAGGACUGCCUCUACCUCAACAUCUACGUGCCCACAGAGGAUGGUCCGCUCACAAAAAAACAUGAUGAAUCUUCAAUGAACAAGCCUCGAGACGAAGAUAUUCGUGACCGCAGGAAGAAGCCGGUGAUGCUGUUUAUCCACGGAGGUUCCUACAUGGAGGGCACCGGAAACAUGUUUGACGCGAGCGUCCUGGCUGCCUACGGCAACGUGAUCGUGGUGACCAUGAACUACCGGCUCGGCGUGCUCGGCUUCCUUAGUACCGGCGAUCAGUCCGCUAAGGGGAACUACGGCCUGCUGGACCAGAUUCAGGCCCUGCGUUGGCUCAACGAGAACAUCGGCCACUUUGGCGGAGACCCAGAAAGGAUCACCAUCUUCGGCUCCGGAGCUGGGGCGUCCUGCGUCAACCUCCUCAUCCUCUCUCAUCACUCGGAGGGUCUGUUCCACAGGGCCAUAGCUCAGAGUGGAACUGCCAUCUCCAGCUGGUCUGUCAACUACCAGCCCCUCAAGUACACCAAGAUCCUGGCCCGGAAGGUGGGCUGCACCUACACAGAGACGGCCGACCUGGUUGACUGCCUGAGGCGCAAGAACUUCAGGGAGCUGGUGGACCAGGACAUCCAGCCAGCUCGUUACCACAUCGCCUUUGGCCCCGUGGUGGACGGAGACGUGGUGCCUGACGAUCCAGAGAUCCUCAUGCAGCAGGGGGAGUUCCUCAACUAUGACAUCCUAAUAGGAGUGAACCAAGGCGAGGGGCUGAAGUUUGUGGACGACAGCGAGGACAACGACGGCAUCUCGGCCGCAGCGUUCGACUACACCAUCUCCAACUUUGUCGACAACCUCUAUGGCUACCCCGAGGGCAAAGACAUCCUGAGGGAGACCAUUAAAUUCAUGUACACCGACUGGGCAGACAGGGACAAUGGCGACAUGCGAAGGAAGACCCUCUUAGCUCUGUUUACAGACCACCAGUGGGUGGCACCGGCAGUGGCCACCGCUAAACUCCACGCCGAGUUUCAGUCUCCGGUUUACUUUUACACGUUCUACCACCACUGCCAGACAGAGACGCGACCCGAAUGGGCCGAUGCCGCCCAUGGAGACGAGAUACCGUAUGUGUUUGGCGUGCCCAUGAUCGGUGCUACGGAUCUGUUUCCGUGCAACUUCUCGAAGAAUGACGUGAUGCUGAGCGCUGUGGUCAUGACUUACUGGACCAACUUCGCCAAGACUGGGGAUCCCAACCUGCCAGUCCCCCAGGACACCAAGUUCAUUCACACCAAGCCCAACCGCUUUGAAGAGGUCAUCUGGACCAAGUUCAACUCGAAGGACAAGCAGUACCUCCACAUCGGCUUAAAACCUCGUGUUAGGGACAACUACCGGGCCAACAAGGUGGCCUUCUGGCUGGAAUUAGUCCCCCACCUCCAUAGUCUACAUGAGGAGCUCUUUCCCACAACUACCCGCUCUCCGGCAGGCCCUGGCCCAGGCACCCACAGACCCUGGCCCAGAACACCGGGCCCUCGCACCACUCGUCACCCCUACCCUACCAUCCCCUCUGAACUGGAGCCUUAUGGUUCGGAGCGUCCACGCCAAGACCUCUUCCCUGGAGACACCCGGGAUUACUCGACUGAGCUGAGUGUGACAGUUGCUGUGGGGGCGUCGCUCCUCUUCCUCAACAUCCUGGCCUUUGCCGCACUUUACUACAAGCGUGACAAGCGGCACGAGAUGCGCCGCCACCGGCUGUCUCCUCAACGGGGCGGGCCUGCCAAUGACCUGGCUCACAGCCAGGAGGAGGAGAUCAUGUCGCUGCAGAUGAAGCACUCGGAGCACGACCCUCACCACGACAUGGAGCCACUCCGGCCCCACGACAUCCUGCGGCCCGCCUGCCCGCCCGACUACACGCUGGCGCUGCGCCGUGCCCCCGACGACGUGCCGCUGAUGACACCGAACACCAUCACCAUGAUCCCCAGUACCAUCACCAGCAUGCAGCCUCUUCAUGCCUUCAACACUUUCCCCUCCACCGGCCACAACAACACACUGCCCCAUCCCCACUCCACCACCAGGGUAUAGUAGGGACUGGCCCGAAACAGCGCCACCUAAGGACCAGGAAGACUGGCUCUGCCACUGAUCUAGAAGGGAGGCCUCUGAACGUGGGCCUUUGUUCUGUUCUCUUAUUCUCUUGUUUCUCCAAAAACAACUCCGCCUCCUUCAUCAUGCUGUCAAACUUAGCAGCUCCACUGGUGGUGUGUGGAGAAGCAACUAAACUGCACGGCAGCAGAUGAUCAGUUUGGGGGGUGACUUAGAUCUUUCAAAGAUACUGUUUUCAAAGGUCUGCUGUUUCCAGCCUAAAGCCCCUUGACAUUUGUCAAAAGGACUAAUGCUUUUUGGCCCUUGCAGUUUUCAUCAUUUUCUUCUUUUCUCUCCCAAGUGUGUUAUGUGCAUAUAUUGUUCUCUUUUCUACAUCUGUGUCUUAUCCCUGCUUUGUUCCUCUCAUUCGACAUGUGAUUCUCUCCCUCUCCCCAGCGCUCCUCAGCUCUAAGGACUCACAAACGACUGAGCUGCAGGAGCAGGCAUAGAGUACAUACAGUAAUCAUAUAGCUAUGAAGACAUUGAUAAAUCUGAUACUUUCAUUCUACCAGCAUUCUUGGUGCCAAGUAUGUACUACUGUGUUUGCUUUCUCAUCGAGAAAGAAAAAAACUAAAGAAAAUUCUAGAGUAUUGCUAUUUACUGUCAAUUAACAGAUGCUGUGUGUUCUCAUGACAAAGUGCCAAACUGGCCCUUGAUUGUGUUUUUUUUCUUUCUCUCAUCUUCUGUUUAUUUUUUUCAAGCAUUUGUUUAAUUGUUGUUUUUGUGGAAAGAAAUUUUUGCUGAAAAUAUAGAUAUAGAGAAAUGAUAUU